UGCCCUUAGUUGCCAAAGUUGAACCAUAUCCUUCCUUGUCUCAUCGCAGAAAGCAUCCCCCCAUCACCAUUGCAGAACACUUUCAUCCUAAUUCCAAUCCCAAGCGAGAAAAAAUGGCUGAUGCUGCUGUUAGUGCUACUAUUCAGGUUGGGUUGCAGACGGUUGUUUCCCUUGCCGCUGAUCAUGUUAAUCUGGUUCGUGAAUUCCCAACGGAGCUGGAGAGACUCAACGAUUCUGCUGAAAUGAUCCGAGGCUUCUUGGCCGGUGCUGAUGAGGAAAUGCAUAGCCAUGAUCCGAAGCUUGUUGGGGUACAAAAGUGGCUCAAGCAGCUGGAAGAAGAGGUUUUCAAAGCUGACAAUGUGCUGGACGAGCUCAACUAUGAAAAUCUUCGUCGGAAGGUGAAGUAUCAAAAUCAACUCACGAAAAAGAAGGUAUUCUUCUGCUUUUCAUUCUUUAAUAAAAUUGGUUUUCGUUGGAGGUUGGGUUCAAUGAUCAGGGAGAUCAACACGAACCUUCAAAGGAUCCAUCGGGAUGCCGAAGGUUUGGGACUGGCCUACAAGCACCAAGUUGAAGUAGCAUUCGCUACUAUAGCAGCUGGAGCCACAACAAGCCGACAGACCGACUCUACUAUUGUUCGAAGAGAUGUCCUAGGAAGAGACGAGGAUGAAUCAGAAAUAGUUAAGAAGUUGUUGACCGAAACUGAAAGUGUUAUUUCAGUUAUUCCCAUAACUGGCAUGGGUGGUUUAGGCAAAACAACUCUAGCUAAAGCCAUUUACAAAAAUGAGCAAAUUGUUGGGCAUUUUGACCAAACAAUGUGGGUUUGUGUGGCUGAAAAAGUAGAUAGAAUUGAGGUGGUCUUCAAAAUGAUUCUAGAAUCGUUAAUAGGAGGAAAGGUUGAAGGGGAUCGUAGGGAGGUAAUAGUUCAAAAAAUUCAGCAUGAACUCAAGGAAAAAAGAUAUUUCCUUGUUCUUGAUGAUUUGUGGAAUGAUCAAGAAGUAUUGUUGGAUGACUUUUUCAGCACUUUGGCGGGACUCAAUGCUAAGAAAGGGAGCUGGUGUCUUGUUACCACUCGUCUGCAAGAAGUGGCAACUAUUCUGUCUAGACAUCCGCCGAUCAAUUUUACUCGCCAUGAGAUAGGAAGGCUAUGCAAUGAUGACUGCUGGUCUAUCAUGAAAAAAUGGGCAAAUGUGGCGGAAGAAGUACCAAAAGAAUUGGAAGACAUAAGGGAGCAAGUUUUAAGAAGAUGUGAUGGUCUACCUCUGGCAGCAAAGUUAAUCGGAGGUUUGUUAUCUAAAAAGAGAAAAGAGGAGUGGCUAUCUAUUUUGGAGGAGAGUCUCUUGAAUGGAGAUCAAGGUGGGAUUGAGCAAAUAAUUAAGGUGAGUUUCGAUCAUCUGUCACCUGCACCGGUUAAGAAAUGUUUUGCAUAUUGCUCAAUUUUUGAUCAAGAUACUAAAUUGGAACAAGAUCUACUAGUUGAGCAUUGGAUGGCUGAAGGCUUUCUUCAACCGGAUUCCCAAAAUGAAAGAACGAUGGAGAAAAUAGGAUAUGAGUAUCUGAGAACUUUGCUGCAAACUUCCUUAUUGGAAGAAGUUAAAGAGGAGUGGAGAACAUGGUAUAAAAUGCAUGAUCUUGUGCACGAUUUUGCAAAAUCAAUUUUGAAUCGUAACAGCAGCAAUCAGGACCGUUACCUUGCGGUAUACUCACCCGAAAGAAUCAAUGAAAAAUCAUCAGCAUCACUUCGCACAUUAUUUCUGGAGGGUGGCAUAGCUGAUGAUAUGUUAUCAAAGCUCAAAUACUUGCAUGUCCUAAAAUUGUUUGGAGCAGAUGUCAAAGAGUUGCCGACCUCCAUUGGCAAACUAAUACAUUUACACUUACUCGACAUUUCAGGUUCUUGGAUUACAACUUUGCCAGAAUCUCUUUGCAAACUUUAUAGUUUGCAAACACUAAGAAUUGACGCGCUUGAAAAAGGUUUUCCAAAGAAGAUGAGCAAUUUGAUUAGCUUGAGACAUCUUCACUAUUAUGAUACUGGACGCGAAAUCCAAAUGCCAUCCAGGAUUGGACGAUUGACUUGUCUUCAAACGCUAGAGUUCUUUAGCAUAGGUCGUCAAAAGAAAGGUCGUGGUAUCCAAGAGCUUGGAACCUUGGAAGAUCUUAAAGGCUCCUUGGAGAUCAGAAAUCUUGAAUUAGUAAAUGGCAAAGAUGAUGCUGAACUGGCGAACCUAUCUAAAAAGCCAAAUAUGUAUCGGCUGGUAUUUGAGUGGGGCAAUAGGGAUCGGGAAAGUAAUAAUUGUGAUGAAGAUGUUUUGGAAGGCCUCCAACCUCACCCAAAUUUAAAAGAGUUACAAAUUUUGAAGUUCAUGGGUGAUCAGUUUCCACAGUGGUUCAUGAAUUUGACAUUGACAUCACUGGCGGAGUUGCGUGUGGAGGAUUGCACAAGAUGCAGAGAACUCCCUGCACUAGGACAGCUGCCAUUCCUCAAGCGCCUCUAUUUGACUAGAUUGGAAAACACAACAUGCAUUGGGCUUUCAUUCUACAGUAGCACUAUUAGCAGACAAACAUUCUUUCCAGCCCUUAAAAUUCUCUCUCUUGAAAGCAUGAAAAAUUUGGAAGAGUGGAAGGACGCACACGAAAUGAGGUCAACCGCUGACGUGUUUCCCGUGCUUGAAAAGUUAUCUAUUAGUGACUGCCCCCAGCUGACCACCAUUCCAACUCCAAGUCGUUUCCCAAGUCUUGAUGUAUUGAACAUUAAAAAAAAUUGCCAUGUUUUGCUGGCAGAAAAGGUUUUGAGCAAUAUAGCCAAUCUCUCGUCCCUUGAAUUAAGGGGUCGUCAAAGCAUCAAGUCUCUAAAAUUAGUGAAACGACCAGAGAGCAGCUUGAGAAUUAAUGGCUGUGACAGUCUACCGACUGACAUGCUUGAGCGACUCUGUCUUUUUCCAACUCUUCAGCAUGUAAAAUUGAUGAUUGCCAAAAAUAUAACAACAUUUAGAGGAAUGAGUUGCGCCGCAUGUCUUAAGAGAUUGGAAGUCACUUUAUGUGAGAAUUUACGGGAGUUGCCAGAUGAUCUCUAUCAAUUUCAAGCUUUAGAGCACUUGAAGAUACGGGGUUGCCCGAGAAUUGAUUCAUUUGGAUAUCCAAAUCCUAAAAAUUCAUUUGGACAGAAAAGCCUCCUUAAGUCUCUUAAGCAAUUUACUGUCGAUGAUUGCGAUGCAUUAACAAGAUUACCAGUGGAGAUGUUCGAGUCCUGUACGUCUCUCCGAAAGCUGAAAUUGUUCGAUUGCCGCAGUCUGGUCUCCUUUCCCCUUGAUUUGCGACGAUUCCCUUCUCUCGAGUGCUUCUCAUUAUACGGGUGUUCCAACUUGAUUACUGAGAUGCCUAGUGGAUUUGGCUAUCUUACCAGCUUAAGGGAAGUGUACAUUGGUCCCUUCUCAGAUGACUCUGUAAUCGAAUUUGAUUGGGCUGGAUUAGCAUCUUCAUCAUCACUCCGACACGUGUCUUUAGGUGGGAUGUUUGACACGAAAUCUCUGCCACAUCAGCUUCAAGACUUGACUACCAUCACAUCACUAUCUCUAAAACACUUCGGAGCAAUCGAAGCCUUACCAGAUUGGCUUGGGAACCUCGUGUCUCUUGAAGACCUAAUCCUAUCAUGGUGCCCAAAGCUUGAAUAUUUACCCUCCACGGCUGCCAUGGAACGCCUCAAAUUAAGACGUCUGGAAAUUCGUGAUUGUCCUCUAUUAACCGAAAGAUGCACUCCUCAAAGCGGCUCCGAGUGGCCCAAGAUCUCUAAUAUUCCAGAGCUUAAAAUUGAUUAAAAGUCGUGUGUUCUUCUCUCCUUUUUUCCUUCUAUUUUGUCCUGUGUUUCUUUAACUGAUUUUGUUCCACCUUUUGUCUUGAUUUUUAGUUUUAAGUUAGUUACUAUUGCAAUGCCAUCUCCUAUAAAAAUAGGUGCAGGUGUUGAUUCUUUGUUGCUCUUUUUUGAAAAUAGGUGCAGGUUAUUGUCUGCAUUUACCUUGUGCAUGUUCUCUUUUCUUCUGCAUUUUCUCAUUUCAUCUUAAGUUUCCUCCUUUUUGCUGCUGCUUGCUUGCUUGCUGUUCUUGAUGGUGCGUGUGUUCUUCUCUCUUUUUUUCCUUCUAUUUUGUCCUGUGUUUCUUUAGCUGUGUUUGUGUUUAAUCUAUUUUGUUCCAUCUUUUGUCUUAGUUUUUAGUUUGUAGUUGGUUACUAUUCCAUUGCCAUUUCCUAUAAAAACAAGUGCAGGUGCUGAAUCUUUGUUGAUCUUGCCACAAGUGUCAGUGAAGCAGCAAGCAGUGAUAGUGCCGAAAACAUUGCGAAAGGCUCGAAAGUGUGCUUAAGGCAAAGUCAGCCUGGAACCUCUAAAGCAUCUUAUUGCACUUUUCACAUUCUCCAACUGCAACAUCUAAAGCAUCUAAGGCUGUGGUUUCCAAUCAUUUUUGAAGAAAGAUGAGGAGAAUUUGUUUAGGAAGCAGAGUACAUGUUUUUUUGGACAAAGAACACCAACGUUCCCAUGUUGUUCUUAUGAGAAUGUCAAGAGGGAGGAGUUAUUUUCGCUUAUCAGUCAGAUUUUGAAGAUGGAAGGUAGUUAUCUGUGAUUUUUCCCACCAGAAUGCCAUAUAUUGCUCAGAAUGUGGAAAUGAAGCAUGCUGAAAACAGAGUGGCUUGUGCCACGCUUGUAGAAAGUAGUAUGGAUUGAGAAGAGUUGGAGAAGAGCAUGGUAGCUGGUACUGGAGAGCUAUCAAGGUACAAGACUUGCUUGAAGAAAACUGGACGGGCUAAUACUUUAGUUUCAGAGGUGACAAGAUUUGAUGGAAAGAAGUUAGACAUUGUAGACAGCAUUGGUGAUCGUUUGGAUGACAUAAACGAAGCAUGCGAUUGCAGUGUCAGUCAUUCAUUUGGAUGGAAUCAGUUCAAAGUUUUGGUGCUGCAAUUGCGGCGGCAAAAAUUUCUACAUUCUCGUUCAAAGGUUCCCGCCAGAUCUUGCAAGGCCUUUGUAAAUUGGACUACAGGAAGAAUCACAAGGACAAUUUAUGCAAAUUCGAUUGACUUUUGCUACCAUUACUUCCUUCUGGGAAGCAGUGGUUUCAAGCAAAAGUGUAUGGAUGGUGAUGUGGUAGAGAAUUGUUCUCUUAAGGAGUGAAGAUCAAUCUUCUAGGAAGCAAUAUGUGACAGAGUAGAUGAAGAGGAAGCAGAUAUCAUCUUGUUGGAAAAAGAACAACAUGGUUCCCUGUCGUUUUUUGUGAGAAUGUCAAAAGGAAGAAAUUAAUGUCACUGAGCAGGAAGGUUUUGCAGAUGAAGAUGGUUACCAAUUACAGUUAUUUUGCUCAUUAAUUUGCACUAGCAUUGAAAGUAUUAUGUUCUGUAGUGCUCGGAAUGCAGAAAUGAAGCUAAUGAUUUGGCUAAACUUUUUGUUAGCCUGUUUCGACUUUUUUUCUUUAUCUAUCUUCUGGAAAUGUGAUUUGGUUCAGAAGAAGAGAAGAUUUGAUGAUGGAAGCUAGAUGUUGAAGAUAGCAGUAACAGUCAUUGGGAAAGCAAAAGCAAAGCAUGUAGUGGGAUGGCAGAAAUUCAAAGAUUAUGUGCUGCAAGAAUAUGUAUUCACAUGCAAGGGUUUCUAAGUCCUCAUUCAAAGGUCCCGAUGCACAUCCCAGAUCUGCUACUCUUAUGCACUCUGCCUCUGCUAGGUAAACUUGACAAAACUCCUGAAUGCUCCGAUUGAGUGCAUGGUUGACAUUCAUAAACACUAAUCUCUGAAGGGUAGAAACUCAUUUAGAGAUCAGUCACAGAAUUAUAUAUAGCAUAGCUUUCCUCUGAUAUGUGUCACUUACUUGAAAUGUUGAAUUUUUAGCAUAGCUUUCCUCAUCUUCCCCUCCAUUUGUGUGAAGAAUUUGUUCCAUUUCCAGUACCUUGCUGCUACUCUGCAAUUUGGAGUUAUGUUAAAGGUGAGGAGGGUAAGGGUAGCAGUAGUAACAAUCUAGCUAUUGCUAUACAUGUCAAGGACAAGGGUACUUUGAAGUUGGCAGGAAAUAAAAUGAGAAUUGAUCAGAAACAAUAUUCAUCAGUAGUUAAGGGAAUAUUGAAAGGCUUAAACUACAAUCAAACUCAAUGUGUAAAUAAGAUAUUAAGCUACAUUAGUACUAUGCUUGACCAGUGAAAUGAUUUUGAGCUGAACUACAUAUGAAAGUCACUAGAAAUA
Messenger RNA from Coffea eugenioides, 6202 nucleotides. Its product is annotated as putative disease resistance protein RGA3. The record is from RefSeq and is a predicted model, not a curated record. Bases 114 to 3809 code for a protein of 1231 amino acids. The transcript is spliced from 7 exons. Gene Ontology annotation, molecular function: ADP binding. NCBI's taxonomy places the organism in Eukaryota, Viridiplantae, Streptophyta, Magnoliopsida, Gentianales, Rubiaceae. Gene Ontology annotation, biological process: defense response to other organism.